Girardinichthys multiradiatus is the source of this 7534-nucleotide messenger RNA. It is a transcript of the gene brwd3, whose product is annotated as bromodomain and WD repeat domain containing 3. Lineage: Eukaryota; Metazoa; Chordata; Actinopteri; Cyprinodontiformes; Goodeidae. The transcript has 40 exons. Gene Ontology annotation, molecular function: protein binding. Gene Ontology annotation, cellular component: nucleus. The record is from RefSeq and is a predicted model, not a curated record. Bases 279 to 5618 code for a protein of 1779 amino acids. Gene Ontology annotation, biological process: cytoskeleton organization; regulation of cell shape; regulation of transcription by RNA polymerase II.
GUCUUCUAAAAUUCCCUCUAGACAUAUUCGUUUAUGCUGAAACUUUUGUGUGUUGUAAUCUAUUUGCAAAAUUUAUUCACUUUAGACCUGGAAAAAAAGCGUCAAAUAUUGAACCGGCUCACUGGAGGGCGCUAACACAAAGCUGCAGGUAAUUGGCAAUAACUUGGGAAAGGAGGAGGCCAUUCAAUAGCCUGUUUUAGCUACUGUUAGCUAGCCCGGCGGCUAACGAGCAGGCUAAAACAUCAGUUUUGGUUUAAUGUCGCCUGUCCAGAAGAGUGAUGGCAAAAGAAAAGUGUUCACACAUCGAGGCGGAACUGUAUUACCUCAUUGCCAGAUUUCUGCAAUCAGGGCCUUGUAAAAAGGCAGCACAGAUUCUGAUCGAGGAGCUGGAGGAGUAUGAGUUGAUUCCGCAACGAUGGAGUUGGGACGAGAAGAUAUUCAAAAGGAGCUUCCAAGAUUGGGUGGCUUUGAACCAGCACAUUCCUGCAGACUAUUUGCUCCAAGUCUGUCAGCAGAUAGGUCCUCUGAUAGAAAAGGAGAUCCCACCUAGUGUUCCUGGAGUCCAAACACUCCUGGGGCUGGGAAGGCAGUCUCUGCUUCGCACCACCAAAAGUUGUACCCACAAAGUAUGCUGUGGCUCAGCCGUUGCUGCACUACACAGAGGACGCCCACCUGAACCUCCAGUAGUUUUUGGGAAUGUUCCUAAUGUUGCGUCCAUCAUUGGUGCUCGCCAGGCCACGGGUACAGCUCGUUUCAGCCAGGUCCUGCCGUCUUCCUCCUACCAACACAUGAAGAUACACAAACGGAUUCUUGGCCACCUUUCUUCAGUGUACUGUGUGGCGUUUGACCGCACCGGUCGGCGGAUAUUUACGGGUUCAGAUGACUGCCUGGUGAAAAUCUGGGCCACAGACGAUGGCCGGCUCCUGUCUACACUCCGCGGCCACUCGGCAGAGAUCUGUGACAUGGCUGUGAACUAUGAAAAUAGUCUCAUUGCCUCUGCAAGCUGUGACAAGGUCAUCAGAGUGUGGUGCCUGCGUACCUGUGCACCCAUCGCCAUUCUGCUGGCCCACGCUGCUUCUAUCACGUCCAUACAGUUUUGUCCUGCAGCCAAAGGGAUGAAGCGGUACCUCGCAUCAACAGGUGCAGAUGGUAUGGUGUGUUUCUGGAAGUGGCACUCUCACAGUAUGAAGUUUGAUGAUCAGCCAGUGAAGUUUGUUGAGCGGUCACGACCAGGAGUCCAAGUCUCCACUUCGUCUUUCAGUAGCGGCGGUAUGUUUAUGGCCACUGGUGGCACGGAUCACAUGAUCAGAGUCUACUACCUCGGCGCGGAAACUCCGAUGAAGGUUUCUGAGCUGGAUGCUCACACGGAUAAAGUCGUGGUUGUCCAGUUUAGCAAUAACAGUGACAGCCUCAGGUUUGUUAGUGGCAGUCGUGAUGGCACUGCAAAGAUCUGGCAUUACCAGCAACAAGGGUGGAAAAGCAUUACUUUAGACAUAGCUGCAAGGCUUCCUGGGACUGCUGUUGCUAAUGGGGAUGAUAAAACCAAGCUGGUGGUGACCAUGGUUGCCUGGGAUCGCACUGACACCACCGUCAUCACAGCAGUUUCAAAUUAUCUGCUCAAAGUGUGGAGCGCCACUGCUGGCCAGCUUCUGCAUGUCUUGUCUGGACAUGAUGAUGAAGUAUAUGUGCUGGAGGCGCACCCCUUCGACCCCCGCAUUAUGCUGUCUGCAGGCCAUGAUGGCAACAUUUACAUCUGGGACCUGAGCAAAGGAGUCAAGAUCCGAAAUUUCUUUAACAUGAUUGAAGGCCAGGGCCAUGGAGCCAUUUUUGACUGCAAGUUCUCAGCUGAUGGACAACACUUUUCCUGCACAGACUCGCAUGGACAUCUGCUGAUUUUUGGCUUCGGCUGCAGCAGACCAUAUGAAAAGAUUCCUGACCAGAUGUUCUUCCACACGGACUACCGACCUCUCAUUCGGGAUUCAAAUAACUACGUUCUGGAUGAGCAGACGCAGCAGGCCCCCCACCUCAUGCCGCCACCCUUCCUGGUGGACGUUGAUGGCAAUCCUCAUCCUUCUCAUCACCAGCGGCUGGUCCCUGGAAGGGAAAACUGCAAGGAGGAACAGCUAAUACCUCAGCUCGGAUACAUGGCUAACGGUGACGGAGAGUUGGUUGAGCAGGUGCUUGGACAGCAAACAACAGAAAAUGGCGAAAGCCUUUUGGACAAUCUCAUCAGACGGCUACAGAAUGAGCAGGAUGAACGGCAGAAUGCAGAACAGGCCAAUGGAGAAAUGGCUGCUGACGCGGAGGUGGUGGCCUCCUCUCCUGGGGUUGAACCUCGCAGAAGCGGCCAGGUGGAUGGAGUGUGGCAGAUGCAGUAUAAUUCCCUUCGUAGUCAAGUUGCCACAGAGCGGGACCUGCUAGCCUGGAGCCACAGAGUGGUGGUUAAUGAGGUGCCUCAUGGUACAUUCAGAGUUCUGGAGCAAAGCAGACAAGCCAAAGGUGACAUGGAAUGUUCUCUGUACAACGCAGAGAGGAGAAAAAAACCAGCAACCUGCAACCUCAAGAGUGAUACCCUAAGUUCUCGUCUGCGUUCCCUGCGGCCGACAAAGAAGAAGCAGCAGCGUCACUCCUAUCAGACCCGAUCAGCUCAAGUCCGCCGACCAGGAACCAGAAGUCAAAAUCCUAGCAACAGACGUAACCCGGAGAGCCAGAUGGACUCAGACAGUGGAGAGGAAGCAGAACAGCCUGAGCAUUCUGACGCCUCCUCUGAGGAUGAAGCCAAGUGGCAGAGUGACAGCAGCUCCAGCGACUCGUCUAGUGAAUAUUCAGAUUGGACCGCUGACGCCGGGAUCAACCUCCAGCCACCAAAGAGGCCGACCAGGAGGCCCGUGCGGCCCGCGGGUUACAGCAGCUCUGAAGAGGAAGAGGGCGGUGACGAGACCACCAAGGAGGCAAAGAAGAGGGAAAAUGAGCAGAAGAAAAAACCCAAAGAGCCCAAACAGAAACCCACAUCUUCGCUGGCCGAACUUAAUGAGGAGGAGUGGCUGCCGCCCUCAUGGAUAAUGGAGACCAUCCCACGGCGCUCUCCUUUUGUCCCACAAAUGGGAGAUGAACUCAUCUACUUCAAGCAGGGCCACCAAGCGUACGUGCGGGCCGUACGCAGAGCCAAAGCCUACAGCAUCAACAUUCAGAAGCAGCCGUGGAACAGGUUCAACCUCAGGGACCAGGAAUCUGUGAAAGUAGUUGGAAUCAAGUACGAAGUUGGACCACCCACCCUCUGUUGCCUGAAGCUGGCGUUUUUGGACACAGUCUCAGGGAAGAUGACCAACGAGUCCUUCUCCUUAAAGUAUCAUGAUAUGCCAGACGUCAUAGAUUUUCUGGUGCUGCUGCAGUUCUACAACGAGGCUAAAGAGCGCAGUUGGCUGCCAGGGACGAGGUUUCGUAGCAUUAUUGAUGACGCCUGGUGGUUCGGAUCUGUGGAGGACCAGGAGCCCCUGCAGCCAGAGUAUCCGGAUAGCCUGUUUCAGUGCUAUGCAGUGAAGUGGGAUAAUGGUGAGCAGGAGAAAAUGAGUCCGUGGGACAUGGAGCCCAUUCCAGAAGAAGCUGCUUUGCCAGAAGAAGUUGGGGAUGGCGUAGAGGUGUUGGAAGAGGAGCUGCAAGCUCUACUCUACAGGCCUCAGGAAGGAGAAUGGGGAGCACACACUCGAGAUGAAGACUGUGAGAGGGUCAUCGUCGGCAUCGAUCAGCUACUUCAGCUCGAUGUGGCGAAGGCGUUUGCCUCACCCGUAAACCUCCAGGAGUACCCGCUUUACUGCACCGCGGUGGCUUACCCCACUGACCUCAGCACGAUCCGCAAACGGCUGGACAAUCGCUUUUACAGGCGUAUCUCGGCAUUAAUGUGGGAGGUGCGUUAUAUUGAGCACAAUGCUCGCACUUUUAAUGAACCCCAAAGCCCAAUUGUAGCAGCUGCCAAGGUGGUUACUGAUGUUCUUCUCCACUACAUUGGAGACCAGAGCUGCACAGACAUCUUGGACCUGUAUCACAGAAUGAGGUCUGAGGUCAGCAGUGGGGGGGAAGCUGAGAUCGACUUAGACGUGGACUCUGACACCCCAGGGACUUCUACAGGACAGCGGGGAGCCCAGCCAAAUUCUAAGAAGCGGGGUUUGGAUUUUGAUGUAAAAGCAUGGCGAGGUCAGUGCAGAGAGCUGCUACGUCGGAUGUUGGCCUCCCCCGAUUCAGGGCCGUUCAGGCGGCCUGUUGAUCUCUUUGAAUAUCCGGACUAUCGGGACAUCAUUGACACCCCUAUGGAUCUAGGCACAGUGUCAGAGACACUGGUGGCUGGAAACUACGAAAAUCCCAUGGAGUUCGCCAAAGAUGUCCGCCUGAUUUUCAGCAACUCUAAAGCUUACACACCUAACAAGAAAUCACAGAUCUAUGCGAUGACUCUCAACUUGUCAGCCUUCUUUGAAAAACACAUCAUCUCCAUCAUCUCUGAUCACAAGUCUGCCAUUCAGAACGAACGGCGCACUCUUCAGAGACUCAGUUAUAGGAGCAGGUUGCACAAUGGAGGCAACUCCCCACGAAACCGUCUAUCCCCCAGCCCUAAAGGGAAGCACAAAUCCGGGACGUUGUCAAAGUCCAAAAAAUCUUCGUCCUCUACGAAGAGGAGUUCUCAGAGAACCGAUCAAGUUUGUUUAGCUCAGCACAGCAGCGGUGUAGCAGAAGAAGAGGAAUCUUCGCCUUCUUCUCCGAGUUCAGAAGAAAGCUUGGAAAGAAUAAAUCAGGGGCCCCAACGUUUGACCCGCAGCCAAGCAACUCCUAUGAAGAAAUCAGGGUACCGGCGUAAGCUGCAUCUGAGUAACGGCUCCAGACAGCAGCUGCAACACGGUCAGGAAGCACUGCAGUCUGACAAUGAUGAGGAAGGUUCUGGGUCCAGCAGCUCCUCCUCAGAGUCCUCCCCAACUUCGUCGUCGUCCUCUUCCUCCUCCUCGUCCGACAGUGAGAACAGCUCUGAGUCUGAGGCAGAGAAGUACGUGGAGGGGGGAGAUCACGACUACAGCAAAGCCCCCUGCCUGUCUGUGCGCCUCUCUGCAAAGGGAAAGAUAGUGGCCUCAGGGAAAAGGAAACUCGUGGAAGGGCAGGACACAGCACAGAGCACUAAACGAGCACGGGUGCAGCUUCCUGAGGAGGAUGAUGAGGAAGGUGAGGAGGAGGAAGAGCAGCCACAGCAACAGGAGAAUGUAAGACAUGUAGAGGAAGACGAAGAGGAUCCUGAGGAGGAAGAAGAGCCUGAGGAGGAAGAGCCUGAGGAGGAGGAGGAGGAGGAGGAGGAAGGAGAAGAGGAGGAGGAGGAGGAAGGAGAGGAGGAGGAAGAAGGUGAAGUCUCUGAGGUGCAGAGAGUAGCAGCAGCUAGGAGUUCCAGAGGUAGCAUGUGUAAACCAGGGCGGGUCAGCACACGUAAUCAGGGCCGCAGGACAGUCGUGUACAAGGACGAGUCGGACGAUGAUGGCCACGGGUCCAAGGACGACCCGCUCAACCUGGGCAUGUCCCGCUCAGGACGGGUACGCCGAAUGACUGAGAAAGCCCGGGUCAGCCAUCUAAUGGGCUGGAGUCACUGACACAUCACACCUCUUCAGACCUCAUUAAAGAAAAACUCUUAAACACAAGGAAAAUGUCAGGGAAUUUCUUUCUUUUCUUUUUUGUACAGGUGUGUAUAUAAUAUAUAAAUAUCUAUGAUUCUGUUUAUCUGAGAUUGCUGGUGCUCAUUAACUGUUGCCAUGGAUUUUUGCUCCCUGGACAACAGAGCUACUGUUCAACAGACCCUCCCUCCAGCUGGACUUAACUCACCUUCAGCCUUACUGCUCUCCUCCUCCUCCUCCUCCCCACAUUCAGAGCUAAAACACUAGAUGAACUCUUCAUCCCUCACACCACUUCACCUACUGUUCACCAAAGAACGAUGUGAAGAUGCCAAAAACAUGGUGCUCAUGUUGUUGACUUCUGAUGUUUGAUAAAGAGUAAUUCAGCAAGACUCAGCGGUCACUUGUUUGUCCACCAAAGUCGUAAAUCACGUAAAUAAUCCAGGGUUCCUACACAUCCGGAAAGGUCUGGGAUCUGAUUUAUGUAUUUUUGGAAUAGAAUGAAAAAACAAAAUGGAGGAAGACAUGUUUUUUUAUUCUAUUCCUCAAAUGUUGUCCUUGCUUCCCUUGUUUCCUUCUUUCCUUCCUUUCUUCCAGUCAGUGAUUUCUGUAGGUUUUUUUAAAUCCUCCACAGUGUUGAAAUAUCAAUACCAUAAAUUCAGUAAGUAUUAUUUUUAUUAUAUUUAUUUUUUAAAAGAGGAAUUGAAAAAGUGUGGUAUAUUUCUUAGGAACCUUGAUAAUCUCUCCCAUUAACUUUUUUUGGUACCUGGUCUACAGUUUUUGGGGCUCAGAUAACAGUUUAGAUCUGGGCACUAGUAACACCUGGAAAGUAAUCGGUAGGAAAAACUUCUUUACAUCCCUCAUUGAAAAAUGGAGAUUUUUUUUUUUUUUUUUUUUUUCUUGCUCCCUUUUUACUGAGCACAUUUAUAGUCUGUUAUUAGUGUGAAAUAGGGCAAGUUUCAAACUUUUUUUAUUUUCUGUUUUGGGUGGAUAAACUCCAACUCCAUCCUUACCACAGGUUUGCUCUGAUGGAGUAAAUCUGCAUAUAGUCAAUGCUCCUCCUGUCAAAGCAGAUGGGUCCUUGGACAACUCUCCACAUAAUUUUUUUUUUUUUCCAUUUUAGUUUUCUUGUUUAACUCUUAUGUUCUUAGUGAUAAGGAACAGAUAUUUGCACAUUUAUCUACUCCAUGUGGCAGCUGAGUAAUAGAGUAAUUUGACAUGAAACCUCAUAUGUGUUAAACUUCAAACUGUGCCAGCAAACUUUUAUUUUUGAUUUAAGUUAAAUUUAGUAAGACAUUAGUAAAAUAGUUUUGUAAUCUAGGGAUGAUUGGGGUUGAAUUCUGAUUUAUUUUGAAUUUUUGUUUGAGCCAAUUGCUGUGGUUUAGAUUUCUUUUAUAAUCUGAAAUCACCUCUCUGUUGUUCUUCUUUAUUUCUAUUUUUUGGUUUAUUUUUGCUUUUGAUGUUUACAUAAAAUUGUGCAGUGUCAUGCUAACAGCAUUUCAAGUCCAUUCACAAGAGAUGACUGGUUCUUUUUCCAGCACCGGGUGCUUUUAAAUCCAGACACACUUCCUCGACCCUCGCCGUGUGGUCGUGAGUGGGAGGGUUUUUGUUCUCGUCAGGUUCUUACAAAUAAAACACAAAUUGACAAUAGGGUGUCUCGCAGCAGCAUUAACUCAUGUUUUGAGAUUAUUUUGGUGGGUUCUGAGAUCGAUUCAGAUUUUUGAACCUUAUUUUAAUGGAUGGAGCUUAGUGUUGCCUCUGAGCAUCUGAUUACAGGAUGAUGAAUACAAUAUUCUGCUGUAGGUCGGGAAAAGGCUCUCAUGACUGUUUUAUGUGAACGUUAUAAAUUGUAUGUACUGUUUUGUUUUUUUUAAAUAAAAUUGUUGAAUUUCUUUAAA